AUGAAGGUCUGUCUCACUCUGAUCUGCCUCCUCUUCCUCACAGCUCUAAAGAAUGGAGACGCUGCAGAAACUCAUGCAAGAAUGGAAGGAGAAAACAUCAUAGUUGAAUGUAAAUUUAAUUUCUCUGAAAACCCGAUCUUCUUCUGUAAGGAAAACUGUGAAGGAGAAAAUAUUCUGAUUGAAACAUCAGAAGACAUCGCUCAGAAAGGCAGAUACCAGACUAUCUAUGAAUCAUAUUAUACUUCACCUGUUCUCUAUGUGAGCAUCUUGGAGCUGAAACCAUCUGAUUCAGGACGAUACCGAUGUGGUUUGGGUAAAGACCGAUCUCUAGAUCAUGAAUUUCAUCUGGAUGUGACUGAAGCUACAACUUCAUCUUCCUCCUCCUCUUCCUCUACAACCAUCCAACAGACCACAACAUUAUCUGAACCCAUUGCUACAACUUCAUCUUCUUCCUCCUCUUCCUCUACAACCAUCCAACCGACCACAACAUUAUCUGAACCCAUUGGUGAAACAAAUGUGCUGCUUUAUGUGGGUCUGAGUCUGCCCGUCCUGAUCGUCUUGUUAGCGACGGCUCUGCUGAUUUACUGCCAGAGGAAACGCUUCCAUCAACAGAAAGGUUUGCAGCUUUAUGUGAUUCUGACUCUGAUCGCCAAGAUCGUCUUGUUAUCAACGCCUUUGGUGAUUUUCUGCUGGAACAGUAGGGCCAUGAAUAGCAAAGGUUUGCAGCUUUAUGUGUUUCUGUCUCUGGUCGUCAAGAUCGUCUUGUUAUCAACACCUUUGGUUAUUUUCCACUGGAAGUGGAGAAACGUCUUGAUCAAUAAAGAUUGUGCUGAUGAAACUGAGUAUGAUGACGUCUGUCAGAUCAAUCCAGAACGGGAGGAAAUCAAAGAGGACAGACAGAACAAUUCAUCUGCUGAGGAAAUAUCUUCAAUUUACUGCUGAACUAAACUCUCUGAAACAAUCAGAGGAGAGAUGAGCGCUUUACGUUUCAUGUUUUCACAAGAAAACUUUUCUAUUUGUCUAAAACUUGGUCAAAAUAUGUUCAUGCAUUGAAUGUUACAGAAGAUGUUUAACCAAUAACUAUAUUAUAUGAGACUCUGCAGAAAUAUAUUUCAGACUUUGGCUAAAUAAACUGUCAUGUCUUUAAAUUGUAACUAACUCACUCCUUGACAAAUUUAGAAAAAUUGCUGUCCUUUAAUUCAACAAAACCUCAUGUGUGAGUUUAUGUUUUAUUUUUAUUUUUAUUUUAUCACGCUGUUGUGACACAUUGGACUGAUUUCUUAAAGAAGUAAAACCUACAAACAUGUAAAUUGGAUCAUUUUUAGAACUUGGUAUGCAAACAUAUUUUACCUGUUUCUAAAACCUGAACCUGAGUAUAGAAAACAUCCCUGUUAUAAAACCUUAAUUAUAAUAAAACGCAGAAAACUC
This is a messenger RNA of Gambusia affinis (western mosquitofish), 1428 nucleotides long. RefSeq lists its product as uncharacterized. Gene Ontology annotation, molecular function: signaling receptor activity. Gene Ontology annotation, cellular component: cell surface. Lineage: Eukaryota; Metazoa; Chordata; Actinopteri; Cyprinodontiformes; Poeciliidae. The transcript is spliced from 9 exons. The coding region runs from base 1 to 942 and encodes 313 amino acids. The record is from RefSeq and is a predicted model, not a curated record.